AUGCUGCGCUUGGUUGGCCGUGCCGCGCGCUGCUGGGGGGCGAGGCAGGCACCAUCGGGGCCGGAGCGGGCACGCCGGGGGGCCCAGCACCCCAUGGCCCUGCAGAGGGCAUGCCUCUCCAGUGCUGCUGGAACAGGCGCCUGGCCCAAGGACGUGGGCAUCCUGGCACUGGAGGUGUACUUCCCCGCCCAGUAUGUGGAGCAGGAGGAGCUGGAGCGGUACGACGGUGUGGAGGCCGGCAAGUACACGCGGGGCUUGGGCCAGCAGCAGAUGGGCUUCUGCGCCGCCCAUGAGGACAUCAACUCCCUGUGCCUGACGGUGGUGCAGCGGCUGAAGGUGCGCGGUCGCCCCUCCUGGGGCGCCAUCGGCCGCCUGGAGGUGGGCACCGAGACCGUCAUCGACAAGUCCAAGGCCGUCAAGACCGUCCUCAUGCAGCUCUUCCGUGACUCAGGCAACACUGACGUGGAGGGCAUCGACACCACCAACGCCUGCUACGGGGGCACGGCCUCGCUCUUCAAUGCGGCUGCCUGGGUGGAGUCCAGUGCCUGGGACGGUCGCUACGCCGUGGUGGUGUGUGGGGACAUCGCUGUCUAUGCCACGGGGAACGCACGGCCCACGGGAGGUGCCGGUGCCAUCGCCAUGCUGGUGGGACCCAACGCCCCGCUGGUGCUGGAGAGAGGUCGGUGUCGUGAGACCCUGGGGAUGGUGAGCUGAUGAGUGCUGUCCCUGGGGGCCAUACAUUCAUGUCCCAGCCCUGGACAGAGCUGCUCAGCUCUGGCAGCACCCGCUCUGCCAGCCCCAGUGGCUGUGCAGUGCUGGGCACCCCGGGAUGCUGGCCAGCCACAUCCCUUUUCCCGCCGCAAGGCAGAGAGCCAGUGGCAGCAGGCUGGCAUCCAGCGGCCCUUCACCCUCGAUGAUUUCAAGUUCAUCAUCUUCCACACACCCUUCUGCAAGCUGGUGCAGAAGUCAGUGGGACGGUUGCUGCUGAACGACUUCUUGGCCACCCCCAUCCCCGACACGGCCGCUGGCCUCUACAAGGGGCUGCAGCCCUUCCGCGGCGUGAAGCUGGAGGACACCUACACCAGCAAGGAGGUGGAGAAGGCGUUCCAGGCAGCCAGCCAGGAGAUCUUCAACCAGAAGACUAAGCCCUCCCUGCUCCUCUCCUCCCGCAACGGCAACAUGUACACGCCGUCCAUGUACGGCUGCCUGGCCUCCCUCCUAGCACAGGGGGCCGGGAGGGGAGGGCAGCGUGGGGCUGCUGGGCCAGGGCCACUGGCAACGCCGUCUCACCCUGGGGGGUCCCCACCAUCAGGUUCACCCCUGGAUAAGCUGGUCUCCAGUCUGGCUGACCUGCCAGCUCGCCUGGAUGCCCGCAAGCGCGUGGCCCCACAGGAUUUCGCCGAGAUCAUGAAGCGGCGGGAGGAGACCCAUCACUUGGCCAACCACGCUCCCCACGGCUCCCAGGAGGACCUCUUCCCCGGCACAUGGUACCUGACGCGAGUGGAUGACAAGUACCGCCGGGAAUAUGCCAGGAAGCCCAUCUAG
Charadrius vociferus (killdeer) is the source of this 1545-nucleotide messenger RNA. RefSeq names its product 3-hydroxy-3-methylglutaryl-CoA synthase 2 (mitochondrial) (gene HMGCS2). Gene Ontology annotation, cellular component: mitochondrion. The record is from RefSeq and is a predicted model, not a curated record. Gene Ontology annotation, biological process: acetyl-CoA metabolic process. Gene Ontology annotation, molecular function: hydroxymethylglutaryl-CoA synthase activity. NCBI's taxonomy places the organism in Eukaryota, Metazoa, Chordata, Aves, Charadriiformes, Charadriidae.